GUUCACUUGGGCGAGGCCGUGGUUCGUUGAACCUUGCCGCUGCCUACAGUGCCGGUGCCACCACUGCGUUUCUGCAGCGGUACCAUGCGGACCUGGAAAGGCUUGCUGCCCGACCGGACUUGCCUGGCGAGGCCCGCUGGUUCGACUCGCACUGCCACCUGGAGAGCAUCUUGCAGCGCACGUGGCGGGGCGGCGGCAAGCCCCAAGUGUUGCAGAACGAGCCCCAGGUCACGCUCCCGGAGCUGGUGAUGCUCUGGCCAAAAGGCCUUGAUGGCUGCGUAGCCAAUUUUGUGUUCAGGAAGGAGAGCAAACCAGGCUUCACCCCUGAGUGGGAGUGGAUCGCCCAACACCUGUCUCACUUUGAGCAGGGUGGUCCCGUCAGCGACAAGCUGUGGUUCACCAUCGGCCUUCAUCCACACAAUGCUGCGGGUUGGGACGCGUAUGCGGAGAAGAUCGUCCGGCACUUUGCUGCCCAUCCGAAGUGUGUAGGCGUUGGUGAAUGUGGGUUGGAUUUCUUCAAGCACGACCCGAGCGAGGAGGAGAUCCAGCUGAGAGCCUUUCGGGCACAGGCGGAGCUUGCGGUGGAGCUGGGCAAGGCGCUUGUCGUCCAUGCACGGCUCGUGACCCGGGAGAAUGAGACCCGAUUCCUGAGUGAGCUCAAAAGGGUGAUUCCCCAGCACCACCCGAUUCACAUACACUGCUUCGGCGAUUCCUUGGAGCAUGCGCAGGAGCUGAUCAGCCACUACCCAAGGCUCCGCAUCGGCUUCACGGGUGCUAUCACCUUCUCGGACCCGCCAGGCAAGGGCAAGGGCAAGCGCAAGGGCAAUGAAGCCAAGAAGGGCCAGGAGCACUGCCGAGAGCUCAUUCAAGGGCUGCCGCUGGAUCGGCUGCUAAUCGAGACAGACGGCCCUUACAUGUGCCCGGAGCCCUUCCGCGGACAGACGGCCCAUCCCGGCCACGUUCACCGAGUGGCUGAAAGGAUCGCGGAGUGGCAGAAUGUUAGUUUGGGCGCAGUGAUGGCUGCAACCUGGCAGAGCACCGUGGAAGUCUACGGCCUGACUCGCUAA
Molecule: messenger RNA, 1067 nt
Organism: Symbiodinium necroappetens
Lineage: Eukaryota; Dinophyceae; Suessiales; Symbiodiniaceae
Source: the annotation of a GenBank genome assembly